AUGCGGCGCUCCAGCACCGACGAGACCCCGUACCGGCGCAGCCCGUCCCUGGACAGCAAGCCCGACACGCCGCCGUUCACCUCCGGCUUCCACCGCUUCAGCGGGGAGUUCGAGUACAAGCGGCCGCCGUUCGCGUUCGGCUUCCACACGACCAAGGGCCCGCAGACGGCCAAGGGGCGCUACGCGCAGGGCAAGAAGUACGUGGUGUUUUACCUGGACCUGUCCUUCAUCUUCCUCCUAGAACUGCGCCGCUGCAGGAUGGCUGAGGGCUGCAUGAUGGCUCUGAGGUACGGGAUGGUCUUCUUCAACCUGCUCUUCUGGCUCGGAGGAUGUGGGAUCCUCGGCGUGGGCGUCUGGCUCUCGGUGACUCAGGGAAACUUCGCCACGCUGUCGUCGUCGCUGCCGUCGCUGUCGGCCGCCAACCUGCUCAUCGCCGUGGGAACCAUCAUCAUGGUGAUCGGCUGCCUGGGCUGCGUCGGCGCCGUCAAGGAGAGCCGCCCCCUGCUGCUCACCUUCUUCAUCCUCCUCCUGCUCAUCUUCUUCCUGGAGAUCCUGUCCAUCAUGCUGUUCUUCAUCUACCAGGACGAGAUCGACCAGUACGCUCAGACGGACCUGAAGAAAGGCCUGCAGCUGUUCGGCACCGACGGCAAUGUUGGACUGACCAACGCCUGGAUGAUCGUCCAGACCGACUUUCGCUGCUGCGGCGUAACGAACCACACCGACUGGUUCGAGGUGUACAACGCCACCCGAGUGCCCGACUCCUGCUGCCUGGAGUACAGCGACAACUGUGGCCUGGACAACCCGGGGACCUGGUGGACGGCG
Molecule: messenger RNA, 822 nt
Organism: Stegastes partitus (bicolor damselfish)
Lineage: Eukaryota; Metazoa; Chordata; Actinopteri; Pomacentridae
Gene: tspan4a
Product: tetraspanin 4a
Exons: 5
Cellular component (GO): plasma membrane
Source: RefSeq, a predicted model, not a curated record